This is a messenger RNA of Helianthus annuus (common sunflower), 1684 nucleotides long. Its product is annotated as beta-1,6-galactosyltransferase GALT29A. Bases 337 to 1509 code for a protein of 390 amino acids. NCBI's taxonomy places the organism in Eukaryota, Viridiplantae, Streptophyta, Magnoliopsida, Asterales, Asteraceae. The record is from RefSeq and is a predicted model, not a curated record. Gene Ontology annotation, molecular function: sialyltransferase activity. The transcript has a single exon.
UUAACUAGAAAAAAAAAAUAUUAAAAACACAAUGACAAUCAACCAACUAAUCACACUCACACCCUUUAACCAACAACCAUAAACCCCAAAUUAAAACCCAAAUGUAAAAACAUACAUACAACCAAUAAUCCAUCUACUUCACAACACCCUCUGGUUUUCAGUUUCAGUUUUAGUUUUUGUUUUCACCCCUUGCUAGAUUCACCAAAUCUCCAAAUUCUCCGAUCCAAUCUCAUCAUUACUCACAUCUUCAUGUGGGUUAUCAAACGGGUAUCAUUCCGAUUCAUCACCGGAUCUGAGUUGACUCACCGUUGACUGAAAAAGGGUUUAACCGUUAACAUGAAGAGGUCAAUCCGUCCUAUAUUCAGUGUUGUGUUUAUUAUCGCAGCCGCCGCCACACUCUGUUUCCGAAUCAUGGUUUCCGGCGUCUCCUCCGGUGGGGAAUUGGGGUACCGGAACGACAUCGUGGUGGAGCAAAGACCUGCACCGGUGUUUAACGACACAUUGUUGAGAUUUGCCGCUGUUGAUUUGGCUGAGGAUUCAUUGAGGCAAGAUGUCGAACAGUUGGUGGACGGUAAUUUUAGGGACUUAACGAGCGGUCGCCACCGCUCGUUUCUGUGGUCCGGGCGUCACCGGAUCGAUAUCCGAGCCCGGUCGGCUCGGGGGGUCCCGGUUCAGCUCCGGUCCCCGGAGUUUUACCGGCUCUGGUUAGAGUUUAGGAGAUAUUUACAAACCUGGUGGCGUAACCACCGGUUUCGGGAUGAUGUAAUGUCGAAUUUGAUCAACAUUGUCAAGAUUUUAAACACUAGUAAUGAUGAUAAUGAAAAGGGUUUGAAGUAUAAGACUUGUGCUGUGGUGGGUAAUAGUGGGAUCUUGUUAAAAUCUGAUCUUGGUGAGGUGAUUGAUAGUCAUGAGUUUGUUAUCAGAUUGAAUAAUGCGAGAACGCGCGGGUAUGAACGCAAUGUGGGUUCGAAAACGAGCCUCUCGUUUGUGAACAGUAACAUUCUGCACUUGUGUGCGCGGCGCGAGAGGUGUUUUUGUCACCCGUAUGGCGAAAACGUGGCGAUAAUGAUGUACAUGUGUCAAAUGAUACAUUUUCUCGAUUACGCUGUGUGUAACGCGUCGCACAAGGCGCCGUUGUUGAUCACUGACCCGCAGUUCGAUAUCCUAUGUGCGCGGAUCGUAAAGUAUUAUUCGGUUUCUAGGUUUGUUAAAGAAACCGGGAAGCCGUUAGACGAAUGGGCGGGUUCACAUGACGGAUCUAGUUUUCAUUAUUCGUCGGGUAUGCAGGCGGUGAUGCUUGCGUUAGGGAUUUGUGAAAAGGUUAGUAUUUUUGGGUUUGGGAAGUCGGAUUCCGCUAAGCAUCAUUAUCAUACGAAUCAAAAAGGGGAGCUGCAUUUGCAUGAUUAUCAAGCGGAAUACGAUUUGUAUCGGGAUCUUGUGGAGAGGCCUGAGGCGGUACCGUUUAUUUCAGAUAAGUUUAAGUUCCCUCCGGUUGUUAUACAUAGAUGACACGUUUUACAUACAUGUUAUUACAAGUAGUUCAUUCUUAUUUGAAUUUGAUGAUGAAUUGUUUUUUUUGUGAAAUUCGCAAUUGUAAGUGCCCCUUUUGGGAAUCAGUUAUCAAUGAUACUAGUUACAGAAUGGUGAAGGUGUACAAGAUGUAUAAGUGAACAUAGAAUUUGAA